AUGCAAAGAGAUCUUGCACAAGCAAUAGAUAAGCCGGUAAGGAGACAGACAGACGAAGAGAUGUCAAGAAAAAAAGAAGGGAAAGGCGACUUGCGACUUAUUAGAUAUAAUCGGUUAUACAAGCAAGCCGUAAGAAGUCAUCUGAGGAGGAGAGAUUAUUGGGGAUGGGAAGGAGAGCUGCAUGCUGGUGCUAAGGCCGGCGUACCAAGUUUAGCCACCUCACUUGGAAACUUGGUGCAGACGGGGGGGCGGAGGUACAAGGCUGCUGAUGCUGCUGAUGCUGCUGAUGCUGCUGAUGCUGCUGAUGCUGCUGAUGCUGAUAAUGGAUUGUUAAGUACCGGUGAUGCAUGGUCUCGAGGACAUUUUGGAUCCCGAGUGCAGAGUGCAGAGUGCAGAACGCAGAACGCAAACGCAAAACCCAGAAACCAGAACGCAGAACGCAGAACCCAGAACCCAGAACCCAGAACCCAGAACCCAGAACCCAGAACCCAGAACCCAGAACCCAGAACCCAGAACCUAGAACCCAGAACCCAGAACCCAGAACCCAGAACCCAGAACCCAGAACCCAAAAUACAAAAUACAAAACACAGAACACAGAACACAGAACACAGAACAUAG
This is a messenger RNA of Drepanopeziza brunnea f. sp. 'multigermtubi' MB_m1, 618 nucleotides long. Lineage: Eukaryota; Fungi; Ascomycota; Leotiomycetes; Helotiales; Drepanopezizaceae. The record is from RefSeq and is a predicted model, not a curated record.